UCUAGUUUCUUUAGUCCAUGGUGAUUGGUACAUAUGGGAAAGUAGCUUGCGUUUCAUCAUUAAUGGAUCCGUGAGUAGUGCUCUAUUCGGAAGAGACUUUCAAGCGUACAUAACGUUACGGAAGUUUAAAUUAAUCUCGGCCAGCUGUGUUAAAGAUAAUUGACAUUUUAACGUGACAUAACCUCAAACAUUGUAAAAGAUGUCUCAUGAUCAUGCUGCUCAUCUAAUGAAUGGCUCUGGUAGUCAUGGAACACACGAUCAUCAAGCUAUGGCUGGUAUGGAUCAUUCGAGCAUGGGACAUGGUGCACACGAUCACCGUGCUUCCCUAGCUAUGGGGACGAAUGAUACAGGAUGCUCUGGUCAUGAGAUGCAUGGAAUGUCUAUGUUUUUCCAUGGUGGAUUCUGUGAAACUGUUCUUUUUGAGAGCUGGAAAGUUUCGUCGGUGGGUGGUCUGAUAGGAUCUUUCAUUGGUAUACUGAUAAUGGCUGCUUUAUACGAAGGCCUCAAAUAUUAUCGUGAAUACCUCUUCUGGAAAACGUAUAACGCGUUGCAGUACAGAAGUGUGACAAUGCCCCAAGAGAAGAAUGUUGUUGCAGAGGACAACCAGGUUGUGCAUAUGGUCGGGGAGGUUAUCCACAAGCAGCCACCGACGAUGUUCUCAUGGAUGCACGGCUUCCAGACCUUCCUGCAUAUUGUACAGAUCGUUCUCUCCUACUUCCUGAUGUUAAUAUUCAUGACGUAUAACGUAUGGCUCUGCAUCGCCGUAGUCCUCGGCGCCGCUAUUGGCUACUUCCUCUUCGGCUGGAAGAAGUCUGUCAUCGUUGACGUCACGGAACACUGUCACUAGGGAACAAUCUACCGGACGUGUCUGGCAACAAAUUUUUCUACCCAGAAAGUAUCUCUAUAAUAAUUACAUUGUAAUUAAAGUUUUAAAACCUAAUUGUUGUGAAGACAAUAUAGGUGGCUGAUCAGCGCACGCAGGGACGCAAACGUUACUGAUUUACAUUGAUUACAUGAAGUGACAUCAGGCUCUACGAGACCGAACUGUCUUAUAUAGAAUACGUAACGCGUAUGUGCCAAAAGAUUAGUUCCGCCCACGACUCUGCCUCAGGAAAAAUUUUGUAUUCUUGACCAAAGAGAAAAAUUUAAGGAGCAAUACUCGGUGCUAAAUUUGGGACUCAACGUGGUUUUUUAAUUUUUAAUAUAAUUUCAUCUUUUUUAAAAUUAUUAAUAAAUCAUCGAGCAUAUCCUUCGAAGUGAUUAUUUGAGUGAUGCUGUAGUACAGAAUGGUGGCGAAGGAGUAAACUGAUGUAAGGGCGGGAGCGAAAUCUUUUAAAAAUGCCUGAAUUUAUCUACGCACUCGACUUGUAUAUACUAUUAAAAUUAUCAUGUACUUUUUUAAUGCGAGGCGCAAAGCCUGGACGAUUUAUGCAUAGAUAAGAUUUGUGCCCUUUUUAAAAAAAGUAUGUAGUGACGAUAUGAUAGCCCUGCGUUCGUUUUAUUUCUAUUUUUUUCAAAGCGAAAUUUAAAAACAGUUAAGUGGCACAAUGUAAGUAAGUCGAUGAUUCAUGUAAUAAUGAGAACCCAAUAGAAUUAUAGACACGUUAUCCAUUAUUGUAUAUUUUAGCGGUAUUAAUAAAUUAUUGUUAAAUCGA
Cephus cinctus (wheat stem sawfly) is the source of this 1655-nucleotide messenger RNA. It is a transcript of the gene Ctr1A, whose product is annotated as high affinity copper uptake protein 1. Lineage: Eukaryota; Metazoa; Arthropoda; Insecta; Hymenoptera; Cephidae. The transcript has 5 exons. Gene Ontology annotation, molecular function: copper ion transmembrane transporter activity. Gene Ontology annotation, cellular component: membrane. The record is from RefSeq and is a predicted model, not a curated record. Gene Ontology annotation, biological process: copper ion transmembrane transport. Bases 200 to 847 code for a protein of 215 amino acids.